This is a messenger RNA of Polistes dominula (European paper wasp), 9273 nucleotides long. RefSeq lists its product as uncharacterized. Gene Ontology annotation, molecular function: protein binding; serine-type endopeptidase activity. Gene Ontology annotation, biological process: proteolysis. NCBI's taxonomy places the organism in Eukaryota, Metazoa, Arthropoda, Insecta, Hymenoptera, Vespidae. Gene Ontology annotation, cellular component: plasma membrane. The record is from RefSeq and is a predicted model, not a curated record.
UUAUUUUUGAUAUAUUUUUUUAUCAUAUAUUUUUAUUUACCUACCGUUUGUAACAAAAGAAACAAAUAACAACGAAAAACGCGAGUGUGCAAUAACGAAUGAUCGAUAAUCCUUAAAGAGGAUUUGUAAAAAAAAAAAAAGGGGGAGGAUCAUCUAUCUAUCUCUCGUGCAACCAAGGAUCAAAAAUUGUGCUUGUCAGUGUAUACAGUGCCAUGGGGAUCUAAGAACGACGCCAAGGAAUCCAGACGCAUGACAGAGGAAAGGGCUGGCUCGUCUUUAGAAAGCGAAAAGGCAAUCGGAAAAUGUCGGAGAUCGGUGGGGAUGGUGGUACUGGUGGUGAGAGUGGAAUGGACAAUCUAGCAUUUGCAAUAGAAGAUGAAUGCGCAAAUAGCACAGAACAACACAUUGAGAACAAUACCCAUGAACAACAACAAAGCAACAAACAACAAGUGAACCUAGAACAGGAUUACAGGUCACCGUCUGAUACGAUUGGUUCGCCAACAGAAAAUGGUCAUCGUCGAUCUUUCGUCUCUCAGCAUUAUGUUGAGCCAGUAAGGAGUAGCCCAGAGCCACGUUACAAGUCUGAGACGAAGAUCGAGUUACCACCAACGACUGGUGGACAAACUCCAGAUAAGAAUUCCACGAGCGAGCCGAAGCUCAACGGCGUUCAUGGAAAUGGCAACAACAACGAUGCUAGCUUCCUCAACAGCAGCGCCACAAGCGUCCAGGUCAACGAUAAUGGAAAAAAGGAACAGAUUGAAGCAGUGAAUUUAGAAUUGGUCUCCAUGAGGCCCUAUACUGGAAACAAUAUUCAAACGAAGGGUCAGGAAGCAUGCGAGGUACCAGCCGAUCCUUACGAGGAAUACUUUGUUCCUGUUAACGAACAUCGAAAGUAUAUUAGCAGGGGUCCCGAGGCCGAGGUUGAAACAACCGUGGCUGGAGUACGUUUUGAUUUGGGCCCGGGUGUCGGCCGUGAAGGACUCAGCCUGAGAGAUCCGGCCGCCGGACUGGUUGACUAUUCCCACUGGCUUACAGCCCUCAGGGGAGAAAAAUUGUAUGUUACCAAGGAUAAAAGGUCUAGGAGUUCGUAUUGGAGAAGAAUGGCAUGUUGGGGAUGUGGUGUUUUGGUUCUUGCAAUUGCAAUCAUAAUCGCUAUUUUAGCAGCAACUGGUGUGAUUCUCACUCAGGAAGCUACUGAACCUUUGGAUACCAUAGACCAAACUAGUUCUCGUCAAUUCAAUGGUGCUCAAAUAGCUGAAAGUCAAGAAUACAUGAAAAAUCCACCUACGAGUCCACCACCUGAAACUUCUACUUUUCCACCAUGGCCUACGACAGACGAAACUUGGUAUCCAACUGUACCAGAUGUUUUAGAUGGUAUAUUGAAGUUAGAUAAUUUAGUAUGGAAAGAAGAAAUGAGUGAUGUUGAAUCUAGAGUGUACAGAGAAGUUGCGACUGAGAUAGAGAGGCAUCUUCGAACUAUAAUUAAAUUUAGAGCUUCACCAGACAUCAAGAUUUAUGAUAUUAAUAAGAAUUCUGAAGUUAAGUUCAGAAUAAAUCAUUCCUUGUGGGCUACUCCGAAAGAAACUCAAGAAGGUAUCGAGAAAGUUAUUCAAGAAAACGGUAAUAUGGUUGGAAGAUAUCAUCUUGGUAGAUUGCAAGUAAAAGAACUUAUUGAUCAAUGUCAAAAUAAUAAUUUCGGUUGUGCGGAAAUAUGCAAGUUCGAUUAUUCGAAAGGAUUCAUAUGUUCUUGUAUGCCUGGAAAAAUAUUAGACAAGAAUGGAAAAGAUUGUUUGGGUGAGAACGAUUUGAGUCACAUUGAAAUGGAUGAUACAGUAGAGUCAUCGAGCACAGAAUCAACGAAAAAUUUCGUUGGUAGAGGUCGGGGUCCAGGAAUAUUAUUUGAACCUGGACAUCCCGAUGGUUGGGAUCACUCAGAUUUAGUUACAAAUUCUAUGAAUAAUCAGUCGUCAGUUAAAACAAAUGUUAAACCUACCGAGAAAUCUAUAAAUCCAAAUGAAGAAAUAUCAGAUAAAAGUAUGGGAAAUGAACCAAAUCCUGUAUCAGAACCAACUGAUGAUUCAGAAAUUUCAAGAGCUCAUAAUUCUGAUAUUACUAAUUGGAUGCAUGAAUAUUCUAAGCAUCCUAUAGAAGUACCAUCUGCUGAGCCAAAGCCGUCUGUUGACCCAGAACCGUCCACAGAACCGGAGCCGGCUUCUGAACCGGAGCCGGCUGCAAAACCAGAGUCAGCUGCUGAACCAGAAACAACUGCUGAACCAGAGUCAGUUACUGAGCCAGAACCAUCCGCAGAACCGGAACCGAAUGCUGAACCAAAACCGAUUAUUGAACCAAAACCAUCUGCUGAGCUAGAAUCGUCUGCAGAGCCAGAACCAUUUGCAGAGCCAGAACCGUCUGCAGAACCAGAACCGUCUGCAGAACCAGAACCGUCUGCAGAACCAGAACCGUCUGCAGAACCAGAACCGUCUGCAGAACCAGCGUCUACUGAGCCAGAACCGUCUGCUGAGCCAGAACUAUCUGCUGAGCCAGAACCAUCUGCUGAGCCAGAACCAUCUGCAGAAGUAGAAUCUUCUUUUGAAAUAGAACCCUUUACCAAAACUGAAUCAACAUCCACUGUAGAACCGUCAGUAAAAGCUGAACCUUUAACGGAACCAUCAUUAAAAUCUGAACAUUCUACAGAACAAAUACAUAAAAUUUCUGUGAUACCUGAACAUUUUACAGAAGUAAAUACUUUAACAAAAUUCGAAUCAUCUUCAGAAUAUUCUCUGGAGAAAAAACCAAUAGUAAUGACAACACAAGAAAAUGUAAAUCUUUCUUCAGAAGAGCCAAAAACUUCCAUAGAUAUAGACACAUCCUCAGAAAGUGUAUUACAUUCAAUUGAUGAUGUAGAAUCCACAACAUUAAUAAUGGAACCAUCUUCGUCCGUGGCAUCUUCUGAAUCGAAGGAUAUAAUAAAAUCUUCUAUAGAAACUGACGUUGCAAUGGCAACAGAAGUUCCACAAGAAUAUCCACAAUUUUCAGAUGAAAUGGAGCAUACAACAAUACCAGAAAUCAUUGUUGAAACAACUCCAGAAAGUGAAACAACGCCAAAAAUUCUUAUCGAAUCUACUAUUAAAUCAGAACCUUCGUACGAUUCUGAAUCUCGAAAUUUCAAUACUAAUAUAAAUGAAAAUACCAAUGAAGCAAAUAAUGAAGAGCCAUUACCAGUAAUACCUUUGCAAACGAGCAAUGAAGAACCUACGACAGAAAUUCACAAUGAACGAAUAACAACGAUGUUAUCAGAACACAAUUCAGAAGAAAAGGAACCAUCAGUGAUGACUGAAAGUAUUACAACAUCGCCGAUAAUGACGACCACCGUAAAUAAUAAAAAAGAGGAUGAAGAAACUACACUUAUAAUGAUACAAUUUGAAGAUGGAGUUACCGAGAAAGAAAAUGAAGUAACCGAAUUAUCAAUAAACAAUGAUGCAGGAAUGUCUGAUAUCACACUUCCAACAAUUCAACUUGAAGAAAUGAAUAUUAAACUAGAACCAACAAAAACAUUAAAAUCAAAGAGUGAGACAACCAUUUCUGUGAUGGACACUACUUCGAGUGAAAUCACUUCUGAGGCACCAAAAUCAAUAUUAGAAACGAACACAGAAUCAAAUCAAGUUCUAAUGAAGAAUAUUGAUUCUUCCGGAAUCGAAGUAGCAUCUAAUUUAACAGAUCAAUCAGAAGAAUCAUUUUUGAAUAAGAAUCAUUCUAUCGAAUCAUUAGAUAUACCAGAAUCCAACGUGCAAGAUAUAAACGAGUCAAACGUUAUUGAACACGCACCAAAAUCAAUAUUUUCAAGUUUACCUAAAGAAUUCAGUCAAAACGUAGAACCAUUAUUGGAAUCAGUGAAUAAUCAAACUGAUGAAGAACAAGUAAUACCAUCACCUAAAGAACAAAAUAAGAAAUAUGAACAAGAUACUCAUGCAAUCAUUCCCCAAUUGAUUCCUGAACAGAUAACACAUUUUACUACGAGACCAGAAGAAUCAACGAUCAAUCAAGAAAAUAUUUUACAAGCUAGCAAUCAGCCUGUUGAAAGAAAAAACUUAACGAUCGAUACGAUCUUAGAUCGAUCUACCGAACAUCCUGAAGAGAAUGCAGUUUCUAUUGGCGAAACGAUCGAGCAUUCGACUAGUCAUCCUUUACACCCUGCGAUAUUCCCUGAAAACGCAAUGAAUCAUUAUGUUGAAAAAAUGGAUCCUAAUGAAGAAAGACAUCUUGAGGAUAUGUCACCUUUCUUACCAGACGUUCAAAAGGAGAAGGAAACGUCCAAAAAAGCACCAAGAUUGGAUAAAGACGAACAAGAUGUCCCUAAUCCUUUCGAGACUCAUGUUGAAGACGUUAUUAUAAGUAAACCUGAAAGAAAGGAUAGCAAAACUGAACUGACGUAUUCUACAAACAAAAACGAAAGUGAAGAAGUCUUGACUGAUCUUGAUAAUGACAAUAUCAAUAUGAAAAUAGAUGGUAAGGAUAUUUCAAUGAUACCUAAAACAAUUAACGAAACUAGGACUGAAAUGGAGGAUCCACUGCAACAAAAUGAACUUUUGAAAAAAUCCGAAAGUGAAAAAUUGAAAGAGACUUUGAACAAUACUCGAACACUUGUGACCAAUGAUUUGUCUGAUGAUACAACGACAAAUAAUACUUUUGAUGGAAAAAGUAUGAAAGAUGAACAGGAUGAUGAGAUACUUAGGGUAGUACCAUUGGAAGAGUAUAAAGACACGAAAAAUAUGGAAUAUGAAUUGGAUAAAGUAGAAAGUACCACAGAAGCUGCACAAAUCACUACAAUGAUGUUUAUUGAAGAAAAUGGUAGAUCUAUGGACGAUUUAAUUGUUAAUAAUAAUGUUGCUAGUAGUUCAGAGAAACCAGAAGAAAAUGCGGAAGAGGAUCAGUACAAUGAUAUCAACGAUGAAACGUUAUCCAAGACUUUCGAUCGUAAUAAAAACAUUAAAAUCGUAUCGACUGAAGUCACCGAUAAUGAAUCGAAAAAAUUAAUUAUUAAUAAUAUCGAUGAACAACAAGAAAAGACUAAAUCAACUUUAGACUCUGAAGAAUCUCAAAGUACGACGGAAAAAAUGUUAUCAACGGAAACGGAAUUACCAUUGACUAUGCCUUCUAUUUUUAUGGAAAAACAUGUUGAAGAUGCUAAGAUUACAACGCAGGUACCAGUGUUACCUAUGGAAAUACAACAGGAACUUUCUACGACAGAAUUAACAGACAAAAUGGAAGCAACUACGAUUGCUGAUGAUAAUUUGUUAUCGGAUAAUCACACUGACAGGUCUAAUAUUGUUCAUGAUGAUACAGAUAAAGAAUCUGUCACUAUGAUUCCAUCUACUAUUGCGCCAAUGUAUGCACUGGAGACUAAAACAACUGCACAAGUACCAAUUUUACCAGAGGAAUUGCAAACAACUGAACACGAAUUCUCAAUAACAACUUCUUCAAUGAGGCCAGAAAUGAUUAAAGAAAUUAAUGAUACGAGGCAUGACAUUAACAGGACAGCAACUACUAUGAUUUCAAUAGAAUAUAUUAAUAACAUUUCAGCAACUACAGCUAGUUCUACGAUGGCAGUAGAAGUUGGUAAUACAACAAACGUUAUAACAAAAACAGACAACACAAAUUUGACUGAAUCAAUGUCCACUGAACAUGAUAAUAUUCAACAUACUAUUCUAAAUGAGCAACCGGAUAAAAUAGUGAAUCAGAUGACGAUUCUUGAAAAUACAACGAACUAUCCAAAACCAGAAACAACUUUCACAGUAGCCAACGAAGAUUAUACAGCAAUGGCAACUGAAAUCAAUACUGCUAAAGAACCAGAUCCAGUUACUAUGAAUGAUGAUAUAAGGCCAGUUACUGAAGAAAUUCUAGACGAUACGAGACCAUACAAUUUUAACUUCAGAUCAUUUUUCUCAACAACGACUAUGAGAGAUGUUAUUCUCAACGAAGAUUCGAGAGAAUUAUCUGAAGAAGAACUGAAAGUAAUACCGUUAGAAAAAAGCCAAGAGAUUAAGAAAAAAUCUAUUGAUAAAAAAAAUUCAGAUAAAUAUAAAUACAAAAAAGAGAAGGAACUUAAUCUAGAGGAUCAAAGAGUAGAAAAUGUUACAACCGAGAUCAAUGAUACAACAAGUUUCAUUCCUACUGAAAUUCCAAAGAUUCUCGUCGAAUCAAAUGAAAAUAUUGCUACAGAAAAUAUAUCUACCACAAGUACAGAGUCGACUAUUCCAAAAUUCAUUUUAUCUGAUACAGAAGGUAAUAUUGUGCCAAUACCAAAAUUGAAAAUUGUUGAAAUCAUAUCUACAUCAAAUCAAUCUGAGGAGGAAAAACCUCACGAAGAAAAUACUACUAUAGCUAGUUUAAUAAGAAAUGAUACAGAAGUAGAAACAAAUAACAAAUAUCCUAACUACAUACCCGUGUCUGAAGAGAUCAUAGAAUCUGACCCAGUAACAGAGCCUUUCAUACUCAUUCGAAAUUACACUUUGCAUCAAACGACUCCAUUAAUUCCAAUCAUGGGAGUUGAACAAGCUACAACUCAAGGUAACAUUCCUAUCGAACGUGACAAUACUUUGAAUAAAUCAAACGUAACGAUUAUUCAAAAUAAUAGCCAAGAAACUAACAAUUUAACAGUCAACGCAUUGAACCUUUUAACGUUAAGUACCAUGAGCUAUUCAAAAUGUAGUACAGGCCAGUUUCAAUGUACCAAUGGGACUUCCAGAGCUGGUGCUUAUUGCGUCAGUUUAUCCGAAAAAUGUGACUCCCAUAAGGAUUGUUCUGAUGGCUCUGAUGAACUCAAUUGUCAAGAAGAAGGAUGUCCUGGAAACUUUCAGUGUGCCAAUCGUCAGUGUCUUAAGAGACACCUUGUGUGUAAUGGAAUCGUAGAUUGCGACGACGGUAGUGAUGAAUUGAAUUGUCAAAAUUGGAAGUGCAUAUUCGACGAAUACCGCUGCACCAAUGGACGAUGUAUACCACUGUUAUGGCUAUGCAAUGGUAGACCGGAUUGCGAAAAUCAUCAAGACGAGUUUAACUGUGCUGAAAGUUGCGGCAAUGAUGAAUACUUAUGUCCUACUGAUAAACGAUGUAUUCCACAAACAUGGCGAUGUAAUGGAUCACCCGAUUGCACUAAUGGGGAAGACGAAAAACUCUGUGAUUGUGCUUUGAAUCAAUUCAAAUGUCACACUGGUGGAUGUGUCUCCAAAGAAGAAGUUUGCGACGGUAUCGAACAUUGUCCUGAUCGUUCCGAUGAAUGGGAAUGUAUAUCUAGCAAUUUGCUUGAUCAAAGAAAUCAUACUGAAACUGAUCUGAAAGAAAACGAAGGAAAUUAUUCGACGAAUCAACUGAAUCAUCGAGAUUCUCUUUUAAAAAUAAGGCAAUUUGAUGGUAACUAUCGACUAGUAUGUUCGGAUGGUUGGAGCAAAGAGUUCAGUGACUCAUACUGUCGUUCUCUUGGCUAUGCUUCAUCCCAAACAACUGAUUUUAAAGCAUGGAAUAAAAGCGACCAAAUUGUAAGACUGAAAACUAAUCCAAAUCAUCGCAAUCCGCUAGUCAGUAAUCUUCAGCGAGUAGAGUUUUGUGUCUCAGAAAAAGUUGUUGAAGUUACGUGCGAAGAAUUUUCUUGCGAUAAGCAUCAUGUUGAUAGAACUACUGCAAAAUCAGAAGGUGAAACUCCAAUUGGUAUUAUGCAAUGGCCUUCUGUAGUGAUUUUGAAAGAAGAGGAACAUGGUAUAGCUUGCACAGCUAGCAUAUUAGGACCUAUGCAUGCUUUGACCAGUUAUUCUUGUGUCUACAAAUACAAACAAAGCGACGGAUGGAAAUUGUUAACUGACGAAAAAUUGCUAAGAAGUAAUUCUAUAAAAAGUAUCAUUCCACAUCCACAAGUGAAAUAUAAUCAAUUCUUCUACGACAACGAUAUUGCUUUGAUUGAACUCAAAGAACCUUUAAUUUUUUCAAAAAAUGUUUCUGCCAUUUGCCUACCAACUCAUCCUAUUAAAUCAAAUGAUGUCUGUGUUAACGUAGGAUGGAGGUUCCCAGUUAACGGAGAACUAGACUUACAACAAUAUGAUGAAUUCUUGCCAAUGCCGAUGUAUGAUUCUGACGAAUGUAAUACAACAAGCCAUUACGCAGGAUUUAUAACAAAAUAUAAUAUAUGCGUUGGUUUGUCUAAUAUGGAUAAAGAGCUUUGUUAUAAUGAUGAAGGAGCACCUCUAAUUUGUGUCAAUGAAUCAGGAAAUUGGAAUAUUCAAGGUUUACUCAGUCACCAUAGCAAAUGUUCAAGAGGACAUCCAGCAAUUUAUUCUAGUUUGGAGCCUGCUUUAGAUUGGUUACGACAUUUAGUUCCAGCUUUGCAAACAUAAAUUUAAACAACUUGUAAGAUAUGGACACUUUGAAAGUAUACGAGUAAUUCAAAGUUCAUCGUGAUCUUGAUCAUACAUCGAUCAAUGUUGAAAGAAAAAGAAAAAAUUACUCUGAUUUCAACGAGUAUUUGCUUAGCAAACACUUACAAAAGUACUUACUCCUAAAAUAUUCACGGCAUACAAAUGUUUUUUGUUCUUUUUUUACGAUUGAAAUUUAUUUGUUGUACUUCUUUUAUAAAUCAUGUUCCUAUUUAUAUUACAAAGUAUGCUCCUAGUAUUGAAUGGCCAUGAAAUCAUUUCUUUUACAAUGAAAAGCGUGCACAUGCAAUAUCUACACUAAAAAUUUACAUCGGUGAUUAUAUAAAUACAUACUAUAUAUAUAUAACAUAAGCUAAAAACAUGUAGAUCACAAAAUCAUACUUUAUUUAACAUUAAGGAAAACAAUAUGUAAAUACUGUAUAAAGUAAUUGUUUAAUAUGGUUAACGUGGUAAUAGAUUUUUUGCAAGUUAGGAAAUUAGGUCUCUUUAAGUAUUAUACUCAUACAAACACAAGCUGCAAGUUAGACUCGAAAAAUAUAUAAAAGUUAUAUUAUGUUUGGACCAAAGUAAAUGCAAUAAGUAUGAAUAUGCAUAUAAAAGUAUUGAUUGUUAAAUCUUUCUAGAUUGUACAAAGAAACUUACAAUUACUAUAAAUCGAAAAAUAAAAUAAACAUUUAAUGGAAGAGACCAACGGUUAUAACAUAAAAUGAUAGAUUUAUAUUCGAUCAAUGAUUAGUCUCAAUAAUUCUUGCGAAGCAUUCCUGAAACGAAUGACGCGGAUAAGAUUAAACAAUAGAUAGAGUAAAUGUAUAUAUGAUUAUUGUAAUAAAAUACAUUGUUAUUGAUACACUAA